AUAUGCAAAAUAAUAUUAAAAACAAAAACAAAACAAAAAGCAAACGAAAACAAGUCGCGUCACACGUUGCAGUUUUAUUGGCUUUGGCCCAGUGAAAGCCAAGCGCGUCCUGAUUAUCCCGAUCGAUUUGCUAUGUUCAGGGCCAGAUCACUCCUCCCCUGGAUACGAAGCACUCUGAAAACAACGCAGAAACUUCAGGCGGAUACGUCAAAAUUUGUCGGACGGAGGCUGGAAUUCCUAGAGCGAACUUACCCAACUCUUAGCGGUCAGGACUACAGAGGCAUGGCCACCGGAGGAGAAGCAUCCAAGGAACAGUCACCCAAGCAAGCCAAUCGAUUAAUCUCCUCCAAGUCGCCGUAUCUACUGCAACAUGCCUACAAUCCAGUGGAUUGGUAUCCUUGGAGCGAGGAAGCAUUCGAGAAGGCUCGAAGUGAAAACAAGCUGAUCUUUCUGUCCGUAGGCUACUCCACUUGCCACUGGUGCCAUGUCAUGGAGCACGAAUCCUUCGAGAGUUCCGAAACGGCAGCCAUUAUGAACAAGUACUUUGUGAACAUCAAGGUAGAUCGGGAGGAGCGUCCGGACAUCGACAAAGUCUACAUGCAGUUCCUUCUGAUGUCCAAGGGCAGUGGUGGCUGGCCUAUGAGCGUUUGGCUAACCCCAGACUUGGCUCCUUUGGUGGCAGGGACAUAUUUCCCACCGAAAUCCCGUUAUGGAAUGCCCUCCUUUGGCGCUGUGCUGGAAUCCAUUGCCGAGAAAUGGAGAACCGAUAAGGAAUCCCUAAUGCAGGCGGGUUCCACUUUGUUGAGCGCACUGCAAAAGAACCAGAAUGCCUCGGCUGUGGCUGAAGCAGCCUUCGAGCCGGGAAGUGCCGAGGCCAAGUUAUCCGAAGCCAUCAACGUCCAUAAGCAGCGAUUUGAUCAGACCCAUGGUGGAUUCGGUUCCGAGCCCAAGUUCCCGGAGGUUCCACGUCUCAAUUUCCUAUUCCAUGGCUAUCUCGUUACCAAGGAUGUGGAUGUGCUGGACAUGGUGCUGCAGACACUGGAUCACAUCGGCCGAGGUGGCAUCAAUGACCAUAUAUUCGGCGGCUUUGCUCGCUACGCAACCACUAAGGAUUGGCAGAACGUUCACUUUGAAAAGAUGCUCUAUGACCAAGGUCAGCUGAUGGCGGCCUUUGCGAAUGCCUACAAGCUGACCAGGAGCGAAACCUUCCUGGGCUAUGCGGACAAAAUCUACCAGUAUUUGCUUAAGGACCUUCGGCAUCCUUUGGGCGGCUUCUAUGCCGGUGAAGAUGCUGAUUCUUUGCCUACUCACGAAGAUACUGUGAAAGUAGAAGGAGCCUUCUACGCCUGGACAUGGGACGAGAUUCAGGCUGCCUUCAAGGGACAUGCCACGAGGUUUGGGGACAUGUCGCCCGAGCGAGCUUUUGAAAUUUAUGCCUACCAUUAUGGCUUGAAGCCGCCGGGAAAUGUGCCUGCGUACAGCGAUCCCCACGGCCACCUCACGGGCAAGAACAUACUUAUUGUGCGAGGAUCCGACGAGGAGACCUGCUCCAACUUCAACUUGCAGGCAGAGGAACUGGAAAAGCUGCUGGAUACAGCAAAUGACGUCUUGCACGUGUUGCGGGACAAGCGGCCGCGGCCGCAUCUGGACACCAAAAUUAUAUGCGCUUGGAAUGGCCUGGUGCUCUCGGGGCUCUCCAAGUUGGCCAACUGCGGUACGGCCAAGCGGGAGCAAUAUAUGCAAGCAGCAAAGGAACUCUUAGACUUCUUACGCAAGGAAAUGUACGAUCCGGAGCGCAAGCAACUCAUCCGUUCGUGCUACGGGGUGGCCGUUGGGGAUGCUAUUCUGGAGAAGAAUGAAUCCCAUAUAGAUGGGUUCCUGGACGACUAUGCCUUUCUCAUCAAGGGAUUGCUGGAUUAUUACAAGGCUUCCUUGGAUCUCAGCGCAUUGCGUUGGGCCAAGGAGCUGCAGGAGACGCAGGACAAACUGUUUUGGGACGACCUAAACGGAGCCUAUUUCUUUUCGCAGCAAAAUGCACCCAAUGUGAUUGUGCGUUUAAAGGAAGACCACGAUGGAGCGGAGCCUUGCGGCAACAGCGUCUCCGCCCGUAAUCUCACCCUGCUGUCGCACUAUUACGACGAGGAGGCAUAUCUUGAGCGGGCUGGAAAGUUGUUGAACUUCUUUGCUGAUGUCUCUCCUUUCGGACAUGCACUGCCGGAAAUGCUGUCUGCCCUGCUGCUCUACGAGAACGGACUCGAUCUGGUGGCCGUGGUGGGACCUGAUUCCCCGGACACUGAGCGCUUCGUGGAGAUUUGCCGUAAGUUCUACAUACCGGGCAUGAUAAUCCUGCACGUGGAUCCCCUGCAUCCAGACGAGGCCUGCAACCAGCGGGUGCAAAAGAAAUUCAAGAUGGUCAAUGGAAAGACAACAGUAUACAUUUGCCACGACCGUGUCUGCCGCAUGCCAGUCACCGAUCCUGCUCAGCUGGAGGAAAACCUGAUGGCAAACUUCUUCACAGAGCGUGUGUAAGCUCUGGUAAUUAUUCGAAUUAGGCUUAAGGCAUUCUACAAAUUAUUAACUGUUAUUGUUUGGGCUUCCAAAGCAUAGAUCAGUUCUCGGAACUAGUUGUAAAUAGUCGUUAAUAAAGACAGAAGGACAUAAACCCCU
Drosophila serrata is the source of this 2667-nucleotide messenger RNA. RefSeq names its product spermatogenesis-associated protein 20. The record is from RefSeq and is a predicted model, not a curated record. Lineage: Eukaryota; Metazoa; Arthropoda; Insecta; Diptera; Drosophilidae. Gene Ontology annotation, biological process: carbohydrate metabolic process.